GCGCCGGCCGUGUCCUGCUUGCUGUUUGUAACUUUGCCCUCGCUAGAGAAGACCAGCGUUGAACAUGUGGUGUCUCAGCCGGUGUGCUCGUGCCCGCUCCUCUCUAUCGCCAUCAUCUUGGACCUUUACGCUGUCUUGUAGAGCAGAGUCUUCUCACCGUGUCCCAUCUCCAGAGGAGGCCCUCAACUUCUCUGAUGGAGGAGUCUUCAGACUGAAGAGCAGGUGGGAAGUGGUUCGGGGCCUCCUGAUAUUCCGGAUGUGCUCAGUGCCCACUCUGGUGAGACAUUCUGAGAAGCUGCUCUCUGUCACUCGCAUGCUCCUGGGCCGCUGGCUCUUUGAACGGGCAAUGAGGGGCUCGGUAUACGGGCAAUUUGUGGCUGGGGAGAGUCUGCCUGAGAUACAGGCCUGUGUGGACCGGCUGGGGAAACUGGGCAUUCGGCCCAUGUUGGCAGUGCCCAUCGAGGAGGACCUGGGUGAGAGCAAAAGUGGGGAGCGCUGGUACGAGCAGAAUGAAGAGAUUAUGCUGAACUGUGUGGACCUCUCGGCCGCUGGGGGUGACCGGCCCAUGAUGCAACUGAAAAUUACCGCCCUUAUGAGUGCUGACCUCUGUAAGGAACUGUCCGUGUGUCUGUCCGACUCGUCCCAGAGUGCAGAGCUCAGUCCCCGGGCAAUAGUCUCCAUCAUGGAGGGGCAGGAUUCCGCCUUUUCCUUUCUGUCGGAGCAGCAGAACCGGCACCUGCAGAGCUCCGUGCGGAGACUUAGCCAUGUGGGGCAGCAUGCAAAAGCUAGAGGGGUGCGCGUCUUAGUGGACGCAGAGUAUACCUACAUGAACCCGGCCCUCAGGCUGGUUACCAUGGGGAUGAUGGUGCAGUGCAACCACGACCAGCCCUGGAUCUGGAACACCUACCAGUGUUAUUUAAAGGACUCCUUCCAGAACCUGUCCCGGGACUUGGGCACUGCGGAGAGCUUGAACCUUUGUUUUGGGGUGAAGCUGGUACGUGGGGCGUACAUGGACAAGGAGCGGAAGCUGGCCAAAGAGAAGGGGUACAGUGACCCCAUACAGCCCGACUGGGAAGCCACCAACAGAAGCUUCCAGCGUUCCCUGGAUAACAUGUUGGAUUUGAUUGGACAGGGAGGGCAGCGCUAUAACCUUAUCAUUGCAAGCCAGAACGAGGAGUCCGUCCUUCACGCCGCUCGCAGGAUGGCGGAUCUCGGUAUUGACAGGAGCAGCAGAGUGUUGUGUUUCGGACAGCUACUAGGAAUGUGCGACCAUGUCUCUCUCACGCUAGGUCAGGCGGGAUACUUGGUGUAUAAGUCUAUUCCGUACGGAUCGGUGGAUUCAGUCCUGCCCUACCUGGUACGGCGGGCACAGGAGAACCAGAGCGUCCUGCAAGGUAUCCGCAAGGAGAGAGACCUCCUGCGCCAAGAGCUAAAAAGGCGCCUGCUGGGCCGAAGCUAGAAAUAACAGCCCGGAUCCUGUUCCAGGCCACGGAUUAUAUGGAAAAAGCUGUACAGGUGUUAGCGGAUGACUCUAUUAUGUUAUAAUAAUCCGGGUGCCCGGAUAUAGAGGUUUCCUGACCUCCGUAGGACAAUCCUGAAGUUCCAGAACAGUUUUGUGGAAAGCUCUGGUGGUUAAUGAUCUAUAUUACAGAUGUCUGUUUUCCUUUCCUUUAUUGGGACAAUCAUGUCUUUUCGUACCUCAAAUAACCAUAGAAAUAAUACUCAGAAUUGUGUGAGCACCAUGGUGGAGGCUAGAUACAAAUAAUUGCAAGGUAUAUCUAACCGUACACAGCCGAAACCACUCAAAGGCACACAGGCUGGAGGCUAUUAUACUGAAUGUAAAAGGAAGACCCUUUUUGGAGCCAAUUCACAUCGGUAUAUAGCAACUAGUACAGGCUGUAUGUAUGCUGUAUUGCUCAUUACCAGACAUGUAAUACCCCAAUACUCACCAUGGUGGGUUACACAUCUCUGAGAGGUAGUCUAUAAUGGUUUAAAGUUUUACAAAAUUUUAUAUAUACAGUAUUUUAACUUGUAAGGUGUUUUUUUGUUUGUAAAUAAAAUAAUGGGCCAAUUGUACAA
Messenger RNA from Pseudophryne corroboree (corroboree frog), 2079 nucleotides. It is a transcript of the gene PRODH2, whose product is annotated as proline dehydrogenase 2. Gene Ontology annotation, cellular component: mitochondrion. The coding region runs from base 65 to 1459 and encodes 464 amino acids. The transcript has 10 exons. The record is from RefSeq and is a predicted model, not a curated record. Gene Ontology annotation, molecular function: FAD binding; proline dehydrogenase activity. NCBI's taxonomy places the organism in Eukaryota, Metazoa, Chordata, Amphibia, Anura, Myobatrachidae.